Molecule: messenger RNA, 1595 nt
Organism: Manihot esculenta (cassava)
Lineage: Eukaryota; Viridiplantae; Streptophyta; Magnoliopsida; Malpighiales; Euphorbiaceae
Product: NADPH-dependent aldo-keto reductase, chloroplastic
Exons: 3
Coding region: 325-1413 (362 amino acids)
Cellular component (GO): cytosol
Molecular function (GO): aldose reductase (NADPH) activity
Source: RefSeq, a predicted model, not a curated record
GUCUUGUAUUUUGGCUUGCUGUUGCUGCCAUUGUUGACCACCAACCCAACCUUUGCUUACUUUUAUUAUUAUUAUUGUUAUUAUUUUAUUAUUAUAUUAUUUUUUUUCUUUGGGAUUGUUUGAUUUUUCUAAAGUUCCGUUGUUCUUGUUCCCUCUGUUAAUGCAAGAAUCCCUUCCGUUUGAUGAAAAUUGGGUUGAUGGGUUAUUGUUUUCCACUCCAUUCUUCUUCUUCAAUGCUUUAAAACCAGCUUUUUUUCUCGAUUUUCUUUGUGGGUUUUAGUUAAGAAUUCUGAAAUAGGAAUAUUGAAUUCGAUCUUGUAGGAGAUGAAGGGAAAGGGUGGGGCUCUUGGAACUUACUUUGUCUUGAACACGGGAGCCAAAAUUCCUGCCAUUGGCCUGGGAACAUGGCAGAGUGGUGGGGACCUCUGUGUUCAGGCUGUCAAAACUGCAUUAUCUGUUGGUUAUCGACAUAUAGACUGUGCCCAUCUCUAUGGAAAUGAGGUUGAAGUUGGGGAAUCGCUUGCUCAGGCUUUCAAUGCAUCGCUCAAGAGGGAAGAUGUUUUCUUAACCUCUAAGCUCUACUGUACCAUGAACUCCCUCAAUAAGAUCGACAAUUAUGUCAGGGUUUCUCUUAAGAAUCUUGGAGUCUCUUACUUGGAUCUUUAUUUGAUGCAUUGGCCUGAUAUUUCAGCCUUUGGUGAUGCCACUGAUCCUCCUUCCAAGUCUGGGACUGAGUAUAGACAGUUCUUGAAUCGAUUGAAGAAAGCUUGGAAGGCCAUGGAAGGUCUUGUCGAGUUAGGUCUCGUAAGAGCUAUUGGAGUCAGUAAUUUCAAUAUUCAACAGAUCAAGGAGUUGCUUAAAUUUGCAAAAAUCGUCCCUGCCGUCAAUCAGGUUGAGUUGCAUCCCUUUUGGAGGCAAGAUGAAUUAGUAAAAUUCUGUCAAUUGAAGGGUAUCCAUGUAUCUGCUCACACUCCUUUAGGAGUUCCUACAUCAAGUCCUGGAACAUCUGAUAGUGGAUCAGGGGAGGAUGAACCUGGUACUCCUCGCAUAUCAUUUAAGAGAUCAAGAUCUGUACAUGGACCCAUGCUGAAACUGUCAGUUGUUUCAGAGAUAGCAGAUAAGCUCAAAAAGACUCCUGAACAGGUUAUUCUUCGGUGGGGAUUACAGAGAGGAACAAGUGUCCUACCUUGUAGCCUGAAGCCGGAUCGGAUAAGAAAAAAUAUAGAUAUAUUCAGUUGGAGUCUAUCAGAUGGAGAGUGGAAUCGGUUGAACCAGAUAGAACCACAGGUAUGUUUAUUUGGAAAUGGAAAUGGACUUGUGAAUAAUCUCACAGACAGUGGUGGGUUCAUGUUUGGUAGUGGUCCUCUUCAAGUAGUGCGUGAGAUAGAGGAUGAUGUGGAACCCAAUGCUUGAUAUAUAAUACUAACUUUCUUUACAAUAGUGUGCUGCUCCAAUUUCAUGUUAAAAAGAUGCCAUGUUUGUUAUAAUUGCCCAUUGUUUUGUGGGUUAUAGAUUUUGUGGAUGCUGAAUAGGAAAGUCAAAUCACACAUUAUUAUUAUUAUUAUUGAUUGCAGGGGAAAUCUUUUUGUUUGUCA